Messenger RNA from Rhododendron vialii, 1103 nucleotides. Its product is annotated as putative homeobox-leucine zipper protein ATHB-51. The transcript has 3 exons. Lineage: Eukaryota; Viridiplantae; Streptophyta; Magnoliopsida; Ericales; Ericaceae. Gene Ontology annotation, molecular function: sequence-specific DNA binding; DNA-binding transcription factor activity, RNA polymerase II-specific. The record is from RefSeq and is a predicted model, not a curated record. Gene Ontology annotation, biological process: positive regulation of DNA-templated transcription. Bases 65 to 889 code for a protein of 274 amino acids. Gene Ontology annotation, cellular component: nucleus.
UUAAAAACCAAAGAGUGAAGAAUCGAGAUCGAGAGAGAGAGAGAGAGAGAGCCAAAAAACGAAUAUGGAGUGGAAUCAUGGGAGUUACCUAAGACCAGUACCCCCUUUUGUUUCUCCCCCAGAUAAUUCCAUGGGUUUUCUCUACAACUACUAUGACCACCACCCAGGCUUAAACAUGAUGAAGUAUCCGGCGGUGGUGGGGCAAGGGUCGUCGGCACACGCAUUGGGGAGUGGAUCAAUGAAAGAUGUGAUGAUGAUGAGUGGGAAUGCUCGUGAUCAGAUGGGGGAUCAGAAGAAGAAGAGGCUGAGCACCGAGCAGUUCGACUCGCUGGAGAGUAGUUUUCAGGAGGAGGUGAAGCUGAACCCUGAGAGGAAGAUGAAGCUGGCCAAGGAGCUGGGGCUGCACCCGAGACAAGUGUCGAUUUGGUUCCAGAACAGGAGGGCUAGGUGGAAGGCUAAGCAGCUGGAGCAGCUCUACGAUAGACUUAAACACCAGUUCGAAGUUGUUUCUAAUGAGAAGAAACAGCUCAAACGUGAGUUUGAUGUUGUUUCUGGGGAGAAUAAGCACCUCCAAGAGGAGGUUUCGGCAUUGAAAGCCAUGCUGAAGGAAGUCACGACAGCCAUGAAGAAUCAUCACCAGGUGAUCUCCGCAGAGAUCUCUGGUGAAGACACAGUGGAGAGCACGUCCGUAGGGAAUCGGAACUCGUUACUGUUGACUCGUCACCAGCAGCAGCAGCAGCAGACUAUCGCCCCUAAUGAGGAUCAUCAUCAGGUAAACAACUAUCACGCCUUCAGUAUUGCCGAUGACUACAACCCGGUGGAGGUGAUGCCGCCACCGCCGCAGCUGGCCAAUUACUGGAAUAAUGUUACGCCCUCUUCUUAUUCUUAGAUUUUUUUUCCUUAGCUUAAUUAGAUUAUCUCUAACUUGGGAGUAGGACUAGGUUAACUUGCUUUUUAUGCCUCGGGACAGAUGGCUGGAUACAGAUCAAGAUACUGAUGUUUAAUGUGUAUGGGUCUCGUAUAUGUCAAUCGUUGCGAGACCCACAUACAUCAAACGAUUCGGACCAUUUUGAGUGAGAUAAAUCUGUGUCUAGACAUCUUUA